Messenger RNA from Dioscorea cayenensis subsp. rotundata (Guinea yam), 2491 nucleotides. RefSeq lists its product as uncharacterized. Gene Ontology annotation, molecular function: hydrolase activity, hydrolyzing O-glycosyl compounds. Lineage: Eukaryota; Viridiplantae; Streptophyta; Magnoliopsida; Dioscoreales; Dioscoreaceae. The record is from RefSeq and is a predicted model, not a curated record. The coding region runs from base 200 to 2119 and encodes 639 amino acids. The transcript is spliced from 14 exons. Gene Ontology annotation, biological process: carbohydrate metabolic process.
ACACGCAUUAUACACUGCCACUGCGCGACACCUAGCAGCUUUCCCGUCCUCCUUCAUGUCCCUGUCGGCUUCUCAGUGCUCCUGAGCUUUAUGGUUAAGGCAUGGCUCACUGAUAGCUGAGGUCUCUUGAGUUUUUGUUCGCUUCUGCUCCAUAAUCUAGCAAGUAUCAAGUAGCAAGGCCUGUUUUAGCUCAAUCUCGAUGGGAAUUCCUUCGUCUCUCGCAUCAAUGAGAGCUUCUGUUUCUUUCAUUAUCCUUGUCAGCCUCAUCUGCAGGGAGUUAUAUAAAGUUAAAUCAGUGAGUGAAGCAGGGGAGGUUGCAAUGUUGCCGCCUAGAGGCUGGAACUCCUAUGAUUCCUUCUCAUGGGUGAUUGAUGAAGAUGCAUUUCUAUAUAAUGCUGAAAUUUUAUCCAGGAGGCUUCUUCAAUAUGGAUAUGAGUAUGCUGUGGUAGACUAUCUUUGGUAUAGAAAGAAUGUAAAUGGGUCUUCAGCAAAUGCAUAUGGCUAUGAUAACAUCGAUCCAUGGGGAAGGGUCUGUCCUGACCCUGAUAGGUGGCCUUCAUCCAAAGGUGGUAAUGGGUUCAAGGAAGUGGCCCAAAUUGUUCACAAGAUGGGUUUGAAAUUUGGCAUCCAUGUCAUGACAGGAAUAAGUGUUCAAGCAGUUGAUGCCAACACACCCAUCUUAGAUGUUGACACUGGCGGCGCAUACAAGAAGGAUGGCCGAACAUGGCGGGCCAGGGAUAUAGGGUUGAAAAAUAUGACAUGUAAAUGGAUGGACAAGGGAUUUAUGAGUGUUGAUACAAGUUUGGCAGCCGGAAGAGCCUUCUUGAGGUCUCUGUACCGCCAGUAUGCUCAGUGGGGUGUUGAUUUUGUUAAGCUUGAUUGCGUCUUUGGUACUGAUUUGGAUGCCAAACAAAUAAUUACAGUAUCAGAGCUCUUACAAGAGCUUGACCGCCCAGUGGUACUCUCUUUAUCUCCUGGAGAACAAGUAAUGCCAUCCAUGAGUAAUGGCAUCAGUAAUCAUGUAAACAUGUAUAGGAUAACUGGUGAUGAUUGGGAUAAGUGGGAAGAUGUUGCUGCUCAUUUUGAUGUCUCAAGGACUUUUGCUGCUGCCAAUAAAAUUGGAGCUGAGGGGUUGAAUGGCAGGUCUUGGCCAGAUUUAGACAUGUUGCCACUUGGAUGGCUUACUGAUCCAAGUGUGCAACAGGGUCCUCAUAGGAAAUGUUAUCUUACAUUGGAUGAGCAGAGAACACAGAUGACACUGUGGUCUAUGUCCAAGUCACCUCUCAUGUUUGGAGGAGAUCUAAGGCAUCUUGAUGGAAGUACCUUCAAUCUCAUUACAAAUCCUACACUGUUAGAGAUAAAUCAUUACAGCUCAAGCAAUAUGGAGUUCCCCUAUGUGUUUUCAACAAAAAUGCGCAGAAAUAGACUUCGUUCUUUACCCCAUAGAUUUAUGAAUCUAGUUCAUCAGAAUAAUGCUGAAAACAACAUACUCAGCACAAGCAGCUGCGAGGAUGACAAGGCAAAGAGGUGGACUAUUUCAUCAUUUGAUCGAGACCUAGAUCAGAUUUGUUGGCUGUUUGACACAAACAGCACUGGUGUCAAGUCUUAUUGUCUAUACAAAAGAGACAAAAAGAUAAAAUACAAGCAGGAGGAGACAGAAACUUUUCAAUUAUCGAUGAGUUCAACAGCAAACACUUGCUUGGGUAUAUCUGUGAACAGAAAGCUUUCUGCUUCUGAGAUAAGAAGUGUUUCCUUACAUCCUUGCGGGAAGACUGUGAAUACGAGGUGGGGGUUAAAUAAUGAUGGAACACUUGUGGAUCUUAUUUCUGGUUUGUGUGCAGUUAUUGUCCCAAAGAAAGUCAAUGUGGAUGCUGGUAAUAUUCGUUCUUGGAUUGCAACUGGAAGAAGAGGAGAAAUAUAUCUUGCCUUCUUCAACUUGUAUAAUCAAAGAAAUCGGAUAUCUGCAAAGGUAGAGGAUUUUGCCGAAGUUCUUAAAGGCAAUUUCUCGAGCAAUUGUUCUUAUGAUGGCGAAGAAAUUUGGACCGGAAAACAAUUCCACAUGUUAAGUGGCACAGUAUCAAAUAAAAAGAGGGAAGCGUUUCAUUUGUCUGUGCUCUAGCUUCUCUUUUAAGUCACAUCGCUGGCCGCUGCUCUCCCUCCUCUCAUGCGGCAUGAGACCCCGGCCGCGCUCCCUUUUCUCAUGCCGCAAGAGAGGGAAGUGGCGGCUCGGGAGCGGGAUGCAGGAGAGAUGAAAGCGGCACCGGGAGCGGGUGUGCAGGAAAGAGGGAAGCGGCGGGCGGGGAGCAAGCGAGGGUGUUGGAGAGAGGGGUGUGGCUGUUGUGGGACUCGUGCCGCAAGAGAGGAAAGCGGUGGCCGGGAACAGAGUGCAGGAGAGAGGGAAGCGGCACCGGGAGCGGGGGUGCAAGAGAGAAAGAAGACGAGAGAGAGAGAGAGUGAUAGAGAGAGAGAGAGAGAGGCAAAGUUUUCUUUU